Cyprinodon variegatus (sheepshead minnow) is the source of this 3547-nucleotide messenger RNA. RefSeq names its product tudor domain-containing protein 7A-like. The transcript has 21 exons. The coding region runs from base 1 to 3519 and encodes 1172 amino acids. The record is from RefSeq and is a predicted model, not a curated record. Lineage: Eukaryota; Metazoa; Chordata; Actinopteri; Cyprinodontiformes; Cyprinodontidae. Gene Ontology annotation, biological process: lens fiber cell differentiation; spermatogenesis; lens morphogenesis in camera-type eye.
AUGUCGGACACUGAAUCUAUUAAAAAGAUAUUGAGGGCUGUCCUCCAGUCUUCCAAGACCGGUGUGCCUCUUAGUCGCCUGCAGUCAGACUAUCGCUCCUUAAGUGGGGAGUUCAUCCCUCUGGGAAAGCUGGGCUUCUCAAAGCUGGAAGACUUCCUCCGAAGCAUUCCCUCUGUGGUGAGGCUUGAGAACUCCAUGGGACAGCUGAGAUGCUUUGCUGUUGUGUGCGAUGACACGGCUGGCAUUGCUCAGCUGGUUGCCAGACAGAGGAGCUCAAAGAAAUCUGGGAGCUCCCAGGUCGUCAACUGCAAGAUGAGAUACAAACCCUUCAAUCCCUACAUGGUUAACGUCACUCCAAGAUCUUCUCUCCGCCAGCCAUCUGCUGGAAAAUAUUCUAAUUGGACAGCAGACCGCUCGGCGCCCCGCAGUGGCUGCAGUGCCUCUGGAGACUAUAGGCUGUUGGACAGAAACUUGAGCUUGAUCACCCCUGUUGAACAUAGAGCACCAUCUCUACCACCUGCUGCAAAGAAGGACUUCUCAACUAACAGGGGAGGAAAUUCUGCUGUGAACCCUGUAAACAAGAUUCCCAGAGCAGAUCCUCCAACGGAAGAAACAGUUCCUCUAUCUUCCCAGGACACUGAGGUUGCUCUGGAUCCAUAUGAUGUGGAAAUGGUGCAGAGCAGGGUGAAACAGCUGUUGGAGAGCUGCCCUUACGGGGUGUGGAUGUCCAAGCUGCCAAGUAAAUACAAUGAGAUGUUCUGUCAGAAGCUUCAUCCUCAGGCUCUGGUUGAUUUGGAGAGGUGGCCACAUGUUUGUAUGGUGGAGAAAGCUUGUAUAACUAACCACAGUGACAGACUCAUCUACCCCCCCCUGCCUUCCAAAUCCCCUACCAGCCCUGCUAACUGCACCAGCUCCUCUUCAGGAUCCUCAUCCUCCAAUCAGCAUAGUGGAAUGUUGCCCCCUUUAACUGCUAAAGCUCCUGCAGGCAAAGUUCUGCCGUCAGUGACGUUACGCAGCCCCGCCCCAAACCCUGCUCUGCCCUCCCGACUUCCUCAUUGCACAGUCUCUGCAAAGGAUAACUGUGAAAGGAGCAUUUUGCCCACAGACACUCCUUGUAGAAAGACACGCUCCUUAGCCCCUACCUGGCCUGCCAGCACUUCCUCUGCCUCUUCUUUACUCCAGGCUGACCGGGACGUUUUACCGCUCUUGAAAGCCACGUUCAGUUCACCUUCCGCCUCUGCUCCUACUUCUCCCUUGAAACCUUGUCCUGUCGCGCUCUCCGAUGAGGUGCGUCAAAAAUUAAAGGACCUUCUUUCAAAGUGCAGUCAAGGUCUGUGGGCUGAUGCAUUGCCCAAAUGUUUUAUGGACGUGUACAAGAUGCCGUUCCCUGAAGAGAUUCUGGAUAACCUGUCAGUUUUGUGUGGUGUCUGUACGGUCGAGUACCCCUUCCCACAAAACAAGAAGAAGGCCAUUCUGUAUAACUUCUGCCAAGAUGACAUGAGCGUUACUAACAGCCAGCAGACCAGAAACAACCCACUACCCUCUGGAUUGGAGACACUGGGCCCUGUGGUUCCUCCACCUCUGACCCAUCCCACUGAACACUGUCCUUCAGUGUUGGUCACCGAGGCCAAUAACACCACAGCUAUCACCAUCCGGUAUGUUGGUGACAACUACUCAAAUGCUCAGAAAACCAUGGAGGAUAUGAUGCAAACCUUCUACAGCCAAAACUCCAGGAGACAUCCUGUCUCUAACCCAGAGGUUGGUCAGCUGGUGGCAGUAAAAGUGGAAGAAGGAGACGAGAUGGCCAGAGCACAGGUGAUGGAGGUCAUGACCUCCAACAUGGUGAAGGUGUUUUAUAUGGACUAUGGCUUCUCUGUAGAGACCAGUAGGGAUACUCUGUUGCAGCUUCAUCGGGACUUUCUGUCUUUGCCCUUCCAGGCUACAAAUGUCAGCCUUGCAGGAUUGGAAGCUGUCAGCUCCCAUCCAAAGGUGCUCUCCACUUUGGGUUCAGUGGCAGUUGAAAAGAUUCUGCGGAUGGAAACCUUAAGGCCGUGUCAACAGAACGAGAUGCCCACAGUGGUUCUUUAUGAUACCUCACAAGAUGAGGAUGUGAACAUCAACUCCAUGUGCCUGAAGGUUCUACAGGAUGAUACAAUGAACAAUCCUCUGAGGGAGAAUGUUGUUUAUAAGGAUGUGCAGGUGUCAAGCGUGUGUGCAGAUGGGAGCAUUUUCUGCCAGCUGCCCUCUAGAGGAACAGUCAGGUUAACAAAGUUACUGGAAGGCAUGGAAGCAUUUUUUGCAUCCCAGAACACAUCAGAGUCCCUGGUUUUCAGACCCUUCAGCGGCAUGUUCUGUGUGGCCAGUUACAAAGGUCAAUGGGCCAGAGCUGAGAUUACAUAUGUGCGCGAUAACAGAGUGUUGGAUAUUCUCUUCAUUGACUUGGGGAUCCCAGCUACUGUUAUAUUCAUGGAUGUGCGUGGGGUCCCUCGACACUUUUUGAAGGAUUUUGUCAUCAUCCCACCACAGGCUAUUAAAUGUCGACUGGCUGACCUCCCUAUUCCAGAAGAAGGCUGGAGUCAUGAAGACCUUUUGUUGUUGAAGGAGACUGUUGUUGGAGCAAAGGAGCUCAAAAUGAAGAUAUCAAAAGUAGAAGAGUACAAGGGAGAAAAGGUGAUCUUCAUGCAUCUCUUUGAUGGUCACAGUCAGGAGUUACACCAAAGCCUCAACCAUCAGCUCAGGGAGAAAGUUUUAUCAAGGGACAAAAACGCAAUCCCUGCCUCUGACGGCAACGCUGUGGACACGGAUCUCACUGCUCUAAUGGAGAGGUUGAACCUAAGCAGCCCGGUCCUUAAUCCCAUCAUCAAUGCCUUGCCUGUACUACAAGGUGAAGGUGUUGCCAUGGCACCUGGAGUGCAGCCACUAAUGUUACCCCCUCCACUGGACCUUCCCCAGCCUGGUCAAAACAUGGAUGUCUUUGUACCAGUUGCUUGCCACCCAGGUUACUUUGUGGUACAGCCUUGGCAAGACCUCCAUAAGUUGGUGGUGUUGAUGGGAGAAAUGGCCCUUUACUACAACCAGAGCAGAAGUAUAAGCAAGAUGCCGCCCAUCCAGAAAGGACACGUCUAUGCUGCCAAAUUUGACAAGAAUUGGCACCGUGUUCAGGUGAAAGGAAUUUUGACCAAUGGGUUGGUUUCCGUCUAUGACUUGGACUACGGUAAACACGAGCUUGUCCCCCGCACUCUAAUCCAGCCUCUGAUAGAGGAAUUCAGACAGCUGCCCUUCCAGGCUAUUACUGCCCAACUAGCAGGUGUGACGCAGCGUCAGUGGUCAGAGGAGGCUGCUGUGAUGUUCAGGAGUCAUGUAGAGAAACGAGCGCUGGUAGCACAGGUGGAGAGUGUGCAGGACGUGUCGGAGGCUGAAAGCGAGCUGUCAGAGCGCAGGCUGACACUUUACCUGGUGGACACUUCAUUUGAGGAGGAUGUGUGGAUUCACAACCUCAUGACUUACAUUUCAGGAUAAGAUCUCCUGUGCUUUGUUUACUCUUAAC